Caenorhabditis angaria is the source of this 802-nucleotide messenger RNA. The record is from the annotation of a GenBank genome assembly. Lineage: Eukaryota; Metazoa; Nematoda; Chromadorea; Rhabditida; Rhabditidae.
AUGCCUGUUCCAUUCUUCACUGAACCAGUUUGCAAAUUCUUUGACUUCACUGCUGAAUAUUUGCAUUAUACCGCUCAAGAUAUCAAGGUAACCAAUAACAUCAAAUAUUUUUCUACGAUUCAUUUUUAGAUGUCCAUUGCUUCAAGAAUUUAUCUUCCGGUAACUGGAUACGCUGAAUUUCAAUGCGUUAGUCAAGUCUUUCUCUGUGCCGACACAUUACGCACCAUCUUCAACAUGCCUGACUUAUCUGAUCGUCAACUCUACGAUUAUCUUGCUAGAGCAAUGCGUUCUGCGAAAGGACAAGAUUAUCCAGAACAAUCAAUCAAAACUUUUUUCGAUAUUAUUAUCGGAAAAUGCAUGGCGAAUCGCCUUGAAAACCCAACAAAACCGGUAUAAAAUUUUGAUAAAACUAUUUUAGCUGAAUGUGAAUAUUUUAUUUUUUUAGAAACAUGUUCGUAUGUUGGAGAAUCUUGAAAUCAUCGAAAAAAUUGAAUAUCUUCAAGAAGAUGAAAAAAUAUGGAUUUCACUAAUCGGCCAAGUCUUUGACUUCCCAGAGCAAAACAAUGAACCGGAAAGAAAUGAAGGUGCUGGAGAGACUAUUCCACCAGGAACUCCAGAAUGUUUGGAAGUACCACCAGCUACUCAAGCACCAGAGGACGUCAAGUUCUUGUCGAGCGCUCCAAGAGAGGCGAAAGCUGAAAGUAUGUUUCACUAAAUUUUUUUCUUGAGAAUGAAAAUUUCAUUUUCAGACUCUCAACAAAUCAAGCAAGAACAAUUGGCAAAAUAUCAACAAGCAGAAUGA